Austrofundulus limnaeus is the source of this 1904-nucleotide messenger RNA. RefSeq names its product phytanoyl-CoA hydroxylase-interacting protein-like. Gene Ontology annotation, cellular component: cytoplasm. Lineage: Eukaryota; Metazoa; Chordata; Actinopteri; Cyprinodontiformes; Rivulidae. The record is from RefSeq and is a predicted model, not a curated record. Gene Ontology annotation, molecular function: protein binding. The transcript has 6 exons. Bases 137 to 1267 code for a protein of 376 amino acids.
CCCAACAACGAGCCCUCAUCAGAAACAGGUGGAGCUGCUGAACUGUGUUCUGUGCUGUUUGCCAAGUCACCCUCCCCUCACCGUGGACGAAAAUCAAAUCAUCCAGCAGCAUCACUCAGACUCAGCAUCAGCAGAGAUGGAGGUUCCAGGCUUGGCGCACAACAUCACCAGUCCAUUAAGUCCCUGCGAGGGGAUCAUCAAGGAUCUGAGCCUGGAUUCCAUACAGCUAUGCGAACGAGAUGGAAAAUCCCAGGACGGCAGUCUCUCUGACAUGGAGGAGCUCCCUGUUCCUCGGAGCAUCAAGAUCAGCAACAUCACCUGCGACUCCUUCAAGAUCUGCUGGGACAUGGAGGCGCGCAGCAAGGAGCGCAUCACACAUUAUUUCAUCGACCUGAACAAGAAGGAGAACAAAAACUCCAACAAGUUCAAACACAAGGACGUUCCAACCAAGCUCGUGGCCAAAGCCGUGCCUCUGCCCAUGACGGUGCGGGGCCACUGGUUCCUGAGCCCCCGCACAGAGUACACCGUGGCCGUUCAAACCGCCUCCAAACAGCCUGACGGGGACUACGCCGUCUCUGAGUGGAGCGAGAUCAUCGAGUUCUGCACUGCUGAUUAUUCCACUGUGCAUCUAACCCAGCUGCUGGAGAAGGCAGAGGUCAUUGCUGGAAGGAUGCUGCGUUUUUCUGUUUUCUACAGAAACCAGAACAAAGAAUAUUUUGAUCACGCCAGGGAGGUGCAAGGAAACCGAAUGCUACCAUCAGUGAAGGACAACAGCGGCAGCCACGGCUCCCCCAUUAGUGGCAAACUGGAGGGCAUCUUCUUCAGCUGCAACACAGAGUUCAACACAGGCAAGCCYGCGCAGGACUCCCCGUACGGCCGCCACCGCUUCGAGGUCCAGGCCGACGCGCUCUUCAACCCCAACACCAACYUGUACUUUGGAGACUUCUACUGCAUGUACACGGCCUACCACUACGUCAUCGUGGUCCUGGCRCCCAAGGGCUCCAGGGGCGACGACUUCUGCAAGCAGAGGCUCCCCGCGCUCGACAUCGGCAACAACCGCUUUCUGACCUGCGCGCGGGACGAAGWCGGGGGUCUGGUGUUUCACCACGCCCAGGACGUGAUCCUGGAGGUGAUCUACACGGAGCCCGUCGACCUGGCGCUGGGCACGGUGGCGGAGAUCAGUGGGCACCAGCUGAUGAGCUUGUCCACGGUAAACGCCAAGAAAGACCCCAGCUGCAAGACCUGCAACAUCAGCGUGGGACGCUAAGGAGGAGCGACGUGCGAAUUGGGAGGGAAGGACUAAAUUUGACUGACGCACACACACAGGAAGGCCACAUUGCUGAAGCAAACCCAUGCAUGAAGCAGUUGAUUUGUAACACGACCAGAUGGACACUGCUCAUUACUCCUAAAAGACCAUAAACCCCAAAGAAGAAUUGAGGAAAAAACAGACACCCUCAUCUGUCUCAUCUAAAAAAAAGACAUAAAAACACAAACUGAAACUAUUUAUUCAUCCAUCUGGCAUGUCAUCUUUGUGUACUGACCAAAUCUUUUAACUGUGCUAAAAAUAGCUGCUUCGAUCCAAAUUCCUGUUCAUUUGAAUUAGUUGUUCCCUAUUUUAGAAUUGACCUUUUUUGCUUUGGUGUUAUACUAACAUGCUUUUAACUCAACGUCCACUGCGUGUGUGGAUAUUUCUUUUAUUUGUUUCUAAUUACACUGGCAAUGUUUGUUCUGUUUUCAUUUCACAGUUGAUAAAUUCAGACUUGUUUUUACCUCCUACUAGUGGCACGAACUGGUUCUACAAUUUCUAGAGCUGCAGCUUUGACAGUCGACCUUUAUUUUUUUUUAAUACCAAAGGUGUCAAAAAUCAGACAUCAAAUCGUUGUGGGAUCUAAGGCAGUACUAAU